AUGAAUAGUAUCCUUUCUGAUCGUCAGAAAGAUGAAUUGCAUAAAGCAAUUUUAGAUUAUCUUAAUUCGAGUGGAUUUACAGAAUCAUUCAUGACUUUGAAAUCUGAAACACAUAAUGAAGACUUUGUUCCUGACCCAAAGCAAAAGUAUGCUGGUCUGCUAGAAAAAAAGUGGACGUCUGUUAUUCGUUUACAAAAAAAGAUUAUGGAGUUGGAGACCAAGUCAGCACAGCUACAGGAAGAAAUAAAUAACGCACCCGUUCGAAAGCAAACCAGUUCAACCGAUUGGAUACCUCGCCCACCUGAAAAGCAAAGUAUGACGGGUCACAGGAGUCCUAUUACUUGCGUUGUCUUUCACCCAGUUUAUCAGAUACUUGCUUCGUCUUCUGAAGACACCACCAUUAAAAUAUGGGACUUUGAAACAGGAGAAUUCGAACGUACUCUAAAAGGGCAUACAAAAUCUGUACAAAAGAUUGCCUUUGAUCCCAAGGGGAACUAUUUAGUUUCUUGUUCAGCUGAUCUUACGAUUAAAGUGUGGGACGUCAAUAGUGACUAUAAAUGCAUUAAAACGCUAUAUGGACAUGAUCAUAGCGUCUCUUCUGUUGCUUAUUUACCCUCAGGAGAUAUCAUUGUGUCUUCUUCUCGUGAUAGAACGAUCAAACUAUGGGAUGCUUCGUCAGGUUACUGUACAAAGACACUGACAGGGCAUUUAGAUUGGGUGAGAUCAGUUGUGCCUAGUGAAGAUGGCAGAUACCUAUUGACGGCAUCCAAUGAUCAGACUGCCAGACUUUGGGAUAUUCAAACAGGAGAGUCAAAAAUGGAAUUUAGAGGGCAUGAACAUGUAUUAGAAUGCGCUAUUUUUGCACCUACUAAUUCAUAUCAAUAUAUACAAGAAUUAAUUGGUGAUGAGAAUAAAGCAGCCAAGGACCCAUUACCAGGUCAGUUCAUUAUCACUGGAUCAAGAGAUAAAACAAUCAAACUAUGGAAUUCAAAUGGACAAUUGCUGCAUACGCUAGUAGGACACGAUAACUGGGUUAGAGGACUAGUUGUACAUCCAAAUGGAAAAUAUUUACUAAGUGCUUCAGACGAUAAAACGAUCAAGAUAUGGGAUUUGAAGACAGGACGAUGCGCAAAGACUAUAGAUGCUCAUUCACAUUUUGUCACCUGUAUAGCCCAUUGUAAUACGAGCCCAGUUGUUGCAACAGGAAGUGUUGACCAAACAAUUAAAUUAUGGCAAUGUCGAUAA
This is a messenger RNA of Rhizopus microsporus ATCC 52813, 1245 nucleotides long. RefSeq names its product putative platelet-activating factor acetylhydrolase ib alpha subunit. The record is from RefSeq and is a predicted model, not a curated record. Bases 1 to 1245 code for a protein of 414 amino acids. Lineage: Eukaryota; Fungi; Mucoromycota; Mucoromycetes; Mucorales; Rhizopodaceae. Gene Ontology annotation, molecular function: protein binding. The transcript is spliced from 9 exons.